CAUUCAAAGGUGCAAGUUUAGUCUCGAUAUUUAGUACGGAACAGAAAACGCUGUAUGAGCCACAGCAAAAAAAAGAAACAAAGUUCCUUUCGACUAAAAGAAUAAAUUAUUCUAAUUAUUAAUUGUUUUAAUUGAAUGAUAAAAGCAAAAGGAAAAUGUGGUCGGUUCUAGUUUUUGUGAUACUGUGCCUUCAUAUUGGCUACGGAACCUCAAAUCAAGUACACGAUUCACGAUCGUAUCAAAAAGGUUAUGUCGGCCAAUCGAUACAGAAUUUUAACAGUGAAAAUGGAUUCAAUAAUUCACCUCUGUACACAGAAAAUGCACCGUUAGAAAAUCCGCGAAAUCGUCGUGCUGGUGCACCAAAAAGCUGCACCAAAUCAAAGCCAUUUGUAAAAAACGCGUUUAAAAAAUGUUCGUCCGGUUCGGAAAGUUGUACCGUGCAAUGUUUCAACAAUUAUCAAUUUUCAAAUGGGCAAACGAGUGUUAAAUUGAUCUGCAAUGCUGGCGAAUGGACACUUGAAAAUGUCCCGAAAACUGACAAACCCGCCUGUGAACCUAUUUGCAAUCCGCCUUGCAAAAAUGGUGGUGUUUGUACUGAACCAGCUACGUGCAAAUGUCCAGAGAAUUUCGAAGGUACUCGUUGUGAGAAAGAGAAAGAAGGUAGCUGCUCCAACGAUCCUGAAACACAACAAGCACAAGCUCAAUGCAAAUCAAAUAAUUGCACCAUUUCUUGCGAAGAAGGUCACACUUUUCCGGAUGGUUCAACGACUAUGGAAAUGACAUGCAUUAAUGGUGAAUGGUUACCAACCAAUCCCGAACAAAGUUUUGCUCCAACUUGUCAACCAAUGUGUGAAAAUGGCCGUGUAUACAAAGAAUGCAGUAAAAUGAGUGAACAAAGUUGUGGAAGUAAAGCUGAACAAGGAAGCGAAGAUGAUGAAUGUUUUGAAGGUUGUUUCUGUCCAUUUGGAACUGCUGAACAUUCAGGGCAAUGCAUUCCAAUUGAAGACUGCCCGUGCAAUGUAGACGGUAAAAUGUAUGAACCUGGAAGUGAAAUGCAAAAGGAAUGCAAUACAUGUAUGUGUGAAAAGGGUGAAUGGAAAUGCUCCAAUAAAAAGUGCGAUACAAAGCCAAAUCAAAAUGCAAGACCCAAUCAAAAUACAAAACCAAAACAAAAUGCAAAGCCAAAUCCGCCAGAUUUGGAUCCCGCGCGUUGCGAAGUGUUUGGUGAUCCACAUUAUGUAACAUUCGAUGGAAAGCGUUAUGAUUUCAUGGGCAGAUGUUCAUAUUAUCUAAUGCGAAUGGAGAGUGGCAUGGAUAUUAUUGCUGAAAACGGUGACUGCCCAUGGGGUCACAAUGAGUAUGUGUCAUGUACAAAGUCGGUGACAAUAAGUGUGCCACACAAUUAUAAUCAAAAGUCAAUGAUUCGUUUGAAACAAGGUGGACGAGUUGAAAUUGACGGUAUUGAUCAAACGCGAAAUCUUCCGAUCGAUGUGUUGGGUGGUCUUAUGCAAAUUUGGCCCGUUAGUCCAAUGGCACGUCAGGUGGUUUGCAACGAUGGAUUACAAAUUCUAUGGGAUGGUUACACGUAUGCUUACAUUGAUGCGCCCGCCUUAUAUAGCAACAAAACGAACGGUCUUUGUGGAAAUUUUGAUAAUAAUCCAGAAAAUGAUUUUAUGACACCCGAAGGCGAUGCAGAAGUACUACCCGAAUCAUUUGGCGAAAAAUGGCGCGUUAAAGAAAUCUGUGAUGCUGGAAAAGAAAAGAAAACUACUCCACAUCCAUGUCAACUUAAUGUUAAAAAUCAACAGCCAGCACUUCAAGUGUGUCAAAUGUUGAGAAGUAAACUUUUUGCGGCUUGUCAUCAGCUCGUCGAUCCAGAACCAUAUCACAAAAAUUGCUUGUAUGAUAUGUGCGCGUGUCAAGGCGACGCCGCACAAUGUAAAUGCACAAUCUUCUCGGCGUAUGCAAAUGAAUGCAGUCGACGUGGCAAGACAAUCAAUUGGAGACAAUCGAUUAAAGAAUGCGCUGUUAAAUGUCCUGAUGAUCAAAUAUUCGACGAAUGCUCUGAUCGUUGUCAUCUUAGUUGUGCUGAUUUACAAUCAACAACAAAAAAUUGUACAAAUGAUUGUACGCCUGGUUGUCGUUGUCCAGAUGGAAAAGCAUUUGAUGAAAAUAAUAAAUGCAUUCCGAGAGAACAAUGUGUUGAAGCAACCGAACCGAGUGUAACAACAGAAGGAACAGAACCGACAACUAAAGCAUCGAAACCAAAUCGAACAACAAAACCAACCCAAAAGCCUAUCAGAACAACUAGACCUACUAAAGUACCACAAACCACGAAACCAACUCAAAAAACAAUGAAAUCCACCUUAAGACCAGAUUCCUUGACGGAACCAAUAAAUACAACGGAAGCGACUGAACCAGCAGAAACAACUGAUGCCACAACUGAUGCGACUGAACCAAACGAAAUGACAACGUACGCAGCAGAAACAACCGAACCCACCGAAGUAGAUAGCACUGAAACAACCGAGUCUGAAAACACUCAAACAACUGAUCCAAAUGAAACCACCGAAAUUCCCGAAAAGGCAGAUGAAGUUGAAUCUUUACCAAAGAAAAAAGAAAAUUCAAAAAUGCAAUGUGAAAACAAAGGAAAAAAAUAUAAAAACGGCGAUCAUAUCAAAAAUGGAUGUAAUGAUUGCGUGUGUUUCGAAGGGGAACUAUUUUGCAAAAAUCGAUGUGAAACAAACAAUGAUAAGGAUCAUGUCAAUAAUCAAGAUGCCAGCGUUGAACAAGACUCAAAUGUGGACCAGGAUCAAACUUCAAACCUCAACCAAAAACCAAACACCAAGAAAGAUACAGAACCAGACUAUCCAAAACAAAGUGCAAAGAAGCCACGAAAUAAUCAAAUUCAACAAAAUCCGGACUCUGAUUGCCAAAUAGUUCCAUUAAAUGAAUCGGAAACCAUUGGUAUAAUAGACAUUGUAUUGGAGCCAUUUGGGAGAUGUGUUAAUAUUGAACCAAUCACUGGAUUUGCUGAAUGCAGCGGCGCGUGUAAAUCAUCAACCACAUUCAAUCGAAGAACAUUAAAACACGAUGAAAAUUGUGGAUGUUGUUCAAUAUCAAAGAUUGAAAAGGUACCUUUGUCGCUUAGAUGUGACGAUGGUUCAGAACAAAGAGCUUUGGUACCCAUACCAAGAGAGUGUGCAUGUGGAACGUCUUGUGGGGCAGACAAAGUUGAAGAAACCUACUACAGAAACAGAAAUAUAGAACCAAUUGAAAAUUCAGCAGAAACAGAGAAUCAACAAAAUGUCAACAAUGCAUUGGGAUGGCUAUUUAAUGCACCACGCACUUUUAGAAUUAAUUUACGUCACAGGGAAAUCUAAAGCCAAAACUCUUUUUGAUGAAAAAAUGUAGCUGGUAAAAUAAUUGUAAUAAUUGCAUAUUUCAUUUUGAACAUUUAUAUGAAGCAAAUGUUAAUCCACGUUCAUUGAAAUAGUCUCUUUAUGAAAGUAAAGAGAAUUUGGUUUUAAAUGAUAUUUGCUCAUUCGUUAUUCAACUGAGUAAAAUAAUGUUUGAGCGAUGAGUGAAAGUUGGCUAGAUGGAGUUUUAUCCAAUUUAAUAGUAUGUUGAAGUGGAGGAAGCCAUAAAAAUCUUUCAACCAGAACUCAAUAAAGAAUAUGAAAGCAAAGCAAUAAAUUUCAUUCACAUCCGCGAAA
Contarinia nasturtii (swede midge) is the source of this 3713-nucleotide messenger RNA. RefSeq names its product mucin-2-like. Lineage: Eukaryota; Metazoa; Arthropoda; Insecta; Diptera; Cecidomyiidae. The transcript is spliced from 7 exons. Bases 156 to 3380 code for a protein of 1074 amino acids. Gene Ontology annotation, cellular component: extracellular matrix. The record is from RefSeq and is a predicted model, not a curated record.